Messenger RNA from Penicillium arizonense, 222 nucleotides. RefSeq names its product CSL family zinc fnger-containing protein (gene dph3). Gene Ontology annotation, biological process: protein histidyl modification to diphthamide. The transcript is spliced from 2 exons. The record is from RefSeq and is a predicted model, not a curated record. Gene Ontology annotation, molecular function: metal ion binding. Bases 1 to 222 code for a protein of 73 amino acids. Lineage: Eukaryota; Fungi; Ascomycota; Eurotiomycetes; Eurotiales; Aspergillaceae.
AUGGCCGACGAGGGGCUCAACAUCUACGAUGAAAUCGAGAUCGAGGAUAUGACCUUUGAUCCAAACCUCCAGAUCUACACUUAUCCAUGCCCAUGUGGCGAUCGCUUCGAGAUCGCAAUCGAUGAUUUGCGCGAUGGUGAGGAUAUUGGCGUUUGUCCAAGUUGUAGUCUUAUGAUUCGAGUUAUCUUUGAUGCGGCCGAUCUUCCUAAAGCUGAUGCGUGA